AUGCCUCCCCUUCUCGAUUGGCUCGUCGAGCACGAGCCUUUGUUCCGCAGGACCCGCCUCCCCUCUCUCUACUCGGACCUCAGCGUGCAGCGGAGCACGAACCCCGAAGGCUACGCCGCGAACCUGGUGGCAUGGACAUCAGCACUGACCCGCCUGACCAUGGCCGCACAGCUCCCACCAGAACAACACUCCCUGAUCCUGGCCACGUCCAACGAUCUGAUCUCCGCCCUCGCGUCCCCCGUCUACGGCCAGCCCAGUGGGCUGGGCAUCGUGCUGGACGACUGUGUAAGGCACGGAAAGAUGAUAGACCUGAAAGAUUUCAUGGCUGCCGACAGAAGUAGCAUCUACAGCAAGUCAUGGAUCCCCAGUCCUUGGGCGGUCCUCAAGUGGGGCCUAAGCCAGGUUGGUGUACCGCUUGGGAACGGUGCGAGUUACGAGUUAUCCGGCGGCCGGCUGCGGAGUGGCAAUUUGGUGGUUGUGGCUGCGUUGGAGGAGCGGUGGAAGAAGGUGCAGAUGAUACGAGACAAAGGACCCCAAGGUCUUACGGAUCGGAUUCUCAGUCGUGAGGCCUUCAUCCAAGAAGUCAAUGCGACUACGCAACAGCCGUUGUCGGAGCAGGAUGUGUCCGUGUUUCUUCGCUACCUCGCACACGACAAGCAGGUCCUGUCCUACGACGCCACCACCGUGAAAUUCAAAGCUGCGGCUACAAACAGACAACAGAUAGAACCAAUUACGCACGAAGACCAGCACAUCGCGUCACUGAAACUACUCAUCACUAACCUCACCUCGCAAAUCAGCACCCUCCAAUCCCGCAUUUCGACCCUCCAGGCCACAGCCCGCGAAGCAGUUCAACAACACAACAAGACCACCGCGCUGUCCGCCCUCCGCUCCAAGAAGCUCGCCCAGCGGAAUCUCUCGUCCCGCUCCGACACGCUGCAUCAACUGGAGGAAGUAUAUUCUAAGAUUGAAGCCGCGGUGGACCAGAUCCAGGUGGUGCGCGUCAUGGAGGCGAGUGCUGGGGUGCUGAAGAGGCUGAACUCGCAGGUCGGCGGCGUGGAGAGGGUCGCGGAUGUGAUUGAUCGAUUGAGCGAGGAGAUGGGCAAGGUCGAUGAGGUCACGGGUGUGCUUGCCGAGCCGUUGGAUACCAAGGCGGCACUGGAUGAAGAUGAGGUCGAUGAAGAACUUGAGGUUCUGGAGCGUCACGAGCGCGAGAAGGUCCAGCGAGCCGAGGCGGAUGCGACACAGAAACGGUUGGCGGAGUUGGAGAUUCUCGAGAGGAUAAAACAGAGAGAGCUUCAGGAGACAACACAGCUGCAAUCGCAAGCGGCAAGCGAUGCGGAAAACGCAGCGCUCGAGCGGGACUUGUCCUCGAGCAUGGAGAGACUACGCACGAUGGACUUGAAUACGCGCGCGAGAGCCCAGCUGCAACAAAACCAAGAACAACCACAGCAACAACAGCCAAUCCAAGAGCCUGCUCCAUGA
This is a messenger RNA of Exophiala aquamarina CBS 119918, 1482 nucleotides long. RefSeq lists its product as uncharacterized. Gene Ontology annotation, cellular component: ESCRT III complex; cytoplasmic side of plasma membrane; multivesicular body. Gene Ontology annotation, biological process: late endosome to vacuole transport via multivesicular body sorting pathway; vesicle budding from membrane. The transcript has 2 exons. NCBI's taxonomy places the organism in Eukaryota, Fungi, Ascomycota, Eurotiomycetes, Chaetothyriales, Herpotrichiellaceae. The coding region runs from base 1 to 1482 and encodes 493 amino acids. The record is from RefSeq and is a predicted model, not a curated record.